This is a messenger RNA of Epinephelus fuscoguttatus (brown-marbled grouper), 3359 nucleotides long. It is a transcript of the gene sec23b, whose product is annotated as SEC23 homolog B, coat complex II component. Bases 187 to 2487 code for a protein of 766 amino acids. NCBI's taxonomy places the organism in Eukaryota, Metazoa, Chordata, Actinopteri, Perciformes, Serranidae. Gene Ontology annotation, molecular function: GTPase activator activity; zinc ion binding. The record is from RefSeq and is a predicted model, not a curated record. Gene Ontology annotation, biological process: COPII-coated vesicle cargo loading; COPII-coated vesicle budding; intracellular protein transport. Gene Ontology annotation, cellular component: endoplasmic reticulum exit site; COPII vesicle coat. The transcript is spliced from 19 exons.
CUUGGAGUAACACGUCAUUCUAGUAAAGUGCAGGAGCCGGCUGAUAGGGAGCGAUCCCCUCACCGUCGUCUUUCUGUCCCGUACAUCCGUCUGCCUCUACCUCCAAAUGCUGUAAUAUCUUUUGAGCACAGCAGACUACUUCGCUCUUGUUUAGACCCGAGGCCAACCUGAUACACAAGCUCGGUGAUGGCGACCUACCAGGAGUUCAUCCAACAGAACGAGGACAGGGAUGGGGUGAGAUUCAGCUGGAACCUCUGGCCCUUCAGCCGCCUGGAAGCCACCAGGCUAGUGGUCCCGGUCUCCUGCCUCUUCACACCACUCAAGGAGAGGCCUGACUUGCCACCGGUCCAGUACGAACCAGUUCUCUGCAGCCGCGCCAACUGCAAGGCAGUGCUCAACCCACUAUGUCAAGUUGACUUCAGAGCAAAAAUAUGGGCAUGCAACUUCUGCUUUCAGAGAAACCCGUUCCCUCCUUCCUAUGCAGGCAUAUCAGAAGUGAACCAGCCAGCUGAACUCAUGCCACAGUUUUCUACCAUUGAGUACAUAGUACAGCGUGGACCCCCGGCCCCUCUCAUCUUCCUGUAUGUGGUGGACACAUGUUUGGAAGAAGAGGACCUCCAGGCCCUCAAGGAGUCCCUGCAGAUGUCCCUCAGCCUGCUGCCACCCAACGCUCUGGUGGGCCUCAUCACGUUCGGACGCAUGGUUCAGGUGCACGAGCUCAGCUGUGAGGGCAUCGCCAAGAGCUACGUGUUCAGGGGCACCAAGGACCUCUCCUCCAAACAGAUCCAGGAGAUGCUGGGUUUAAUGAAGCCAGGAGCAACAGGACAACAGGGUCGCCCAGCGGCACCUCAGGAGGCUGGAGCUUUCUGCAGGUUCCUUCAGCCGGUGCACAAAGUCGAUAUGAAUCUGACUGAUUUGCUCGGUGAGCUGCAGAGAGACCCGUGGCCUGUCCCUCAGGGCAAACGGCCCCUCCGCUCCACUGGUGUUGCUCUGUCCGUCGCUGUCGGUCUGCUGGAGGGUACAUUCCCCAACACAGGGGCUCGUGUGAUGCUGUUCAUCGGAGGGCCCCCAACCCAGGGCCCAGGCAUGGUGGUGGGAGACGAGCUGAAAACCCCCAUCCGUUCCUGGCACGACAUCCAGAAAGACAACGCUCGCCAUUUGAAGAAAGCAACCAAGUACUAUGAAGCCAUGGCCAACCGCUCAGCUGUAAAUGGCCACUGUAUUGAUAUCUACGCCUGUGCCCUGGACCAGACGGGACUGCUGGAGAUGAAGUGCUUAUCUAAUCUCACUGGGGGGCACAUUGUGAUGGGAGACUCCUUCAACACCUCCCUGUUCAAGCAGACCUUCCAGAGAGUCUUUAGCAAAGACUACAAUGGAGACUUCCGCAUGGCCUUCGGAGGCGUCCUGGAGGUCAAGACAUCAAGGGAAGUGAAGGUUUGCGGGACCAUUGGACCGUGUGUUUCACUCAACUCCAAGGGCUCCUGUGUGUCAGAAAAUGAGAUGGGUAUCGGUGGCACGAGCCAGUGGAAAAUCUGCGGCCUCAACCCCUCCACCACUUUGGGCGUUUAUUUUGAAGUGGUGAAUCAGCACAAUGCACCAGUCCCCCAGGGUGGCCGAGGGGCGAUCCAGUUCGUAACCCAGUACCAGCACUCCAGCACACAGAGGAGGAUACGGGUCACUACCGUCGCCAGGAACUGGGCAGAUGCACAGUCCCAAAUCCAGCACAUCGAGUCAUCAUUCGACCAGGAAGCCGCUGCCGUGCUCAUGGCUCGCCUAGGUGUCUUCAGAGCCGAGUCGGAGGAGGGGCCGGACGUGCUCCGUUGGCUCGACAGGCAGCUCAUCCGCCUGUGUCAGAAGUUCGGCCAGUUCAACAAAGACGAUCCAACAUCCUUCAAGCUGUCGGAGUCUCUUUCUCUUUACCCACAGUUUAUGUUCCACCUGAGGCGGUCGCCCUUCCUGCAGGUGUUCAACAACAGCCCCGAUGAGUCGUCUUAUUACAGGCACCACUUUGUCAGGCAGGACCUGACCCAGUCCCUGAUCAUGAUCCAGCCCAUCCUCUACUCCUACUCCUUCCAUGGACCACCAGAGCCUGUGCUCCUGGACAGCAGCAGCAUCCUGCCAGAUCGAAUCCUGCUGAUGGACACUUUCUUCCAGCUGGUUAUCUACCACGGAGAGACCAUAGCGCAGUGGCGAAAGGCCGGCUACCAGGAAAUGGCAGAGUACGAGAACUUCAAACAGCUGCUGCAGGCUCCGCUGGACGACGCCCAGGAGAUCCUACAGACGCGCUUCCCUAUGCCGCGCUACAUCGACACAGAGCACGGAGGCUCGCAGGCUCGCUUCCUGCUCUCGAAGGUCAACCCAUCACAGACCCACAACAACCUCUACGCCUGGGGACAGGAGACAGGAGCACCGAUCCUCACUGACGACGUCAGCCUGCAAGUCUUCAUGGACCACUUGAAGAAGCUGGCAGUUUCCAGCUCCUCGUAGAAGGAGUGAUCCGACAUUCCCUCUCCGACAUAGGGAUCCAUUAACAUUUCCCCUGUUUUUGUAAAGGAGACAGAGUCUACUGUAUGUGCUUGCUUGAUUGUGUCCUUUGUUGAGUCUUACGUGACAUAUCCAUGCUACAACAUGAACAGAACAAGGGAGCACAUUCCCAAUGAGAAAACAUUUCUACUCAUUGUCAUUAACUUGUUAUUUAUAAGAAGCGGCUCCAGACUGUCCUGAUGUAAGCAAUAUCAAACCCUCUAUUCCUCUUUUAUAUUACCUCUGAAGAAUGAUUAGACUAAUAAUGAUUAUUUUUUGUUUGUUUUCUUUUUGUGUUUGUCCGAAAAAUGUGUGUCCGCUGCAUCAGACUUGGUUGAAGGCGCUUGUUUAAUAGGAUGCUUAUACGUGUUUGUGUAUAGCUGAAGAUGCCUAGAGUUUUCUCAUUAAUAAAUUAUAAUGGUAUCUCUAAGAAAUGUUCAACGGGCUCAUCGGGCUUCACACUGAUGGCAUGUUAAUCACAGUUUAUUUGAAAUUUAAAAUCCUACAUGGAUUAUACCUUUUUAAGUGUUUUCCAAGAAAAUUCCCUCUGAAUAAUGAGGAUUAAUGUUCCGAGGAAUUGGAGUCGAUCGCAUCAACUCAGCUGAGACUGACUGUGUUUCAAUGACGAACAUUUCGAUUUAUUUUUAACUUAGUAUGGGCACUCUAUGGUUCAUCUCGCCUUCAUCACCAUCUGGUAUUUUGCACCCGAUGAUUGCCCAAGUGUCUUUGUAAUCAAACUUUAAUAUACUGUAAGACUGUAUAAAAGGGACAGUUGUUUGAUUUAGAUCCUGUCUGGAGUCUUAAUACUAUCCAUAUAAAGCCCUGUUGGCAGGAAA